Lates calcarifer (barramundi perch) is the source of this 3760-nucleotide messenger RNA. It is a transcript of the gene atf5a, whose product is annotated as activating transcription factor 5a. Gene Ontology annotation, molecular function: DNA-binding transcription activator activity, RNA polymerase II-specific; RNA polymerase II transcription regulatory region sequence-specific DNA binding. The record is from RefSeq and is a predicted model, not a curated record. Gene Ontology annotation, biological process: regulation of transcription by RNA polymerase II. Bases 374 to 1891 code for a protein of 505 amino acids. NCBI's taxonomy places the organism in Eukaryota, Metazoa, Chordata, Actinopteri, Centropomidae. Gene Ontology annotation, cellular component: nucleus. The transcript has 4 exons.
GGAUCUACACCGAGCGGCACGGUUUGUCCUGGUGACGCAGUCGGUUGCUAGGUGUGAAUGAACUGACGCUUUCUCACAAUUAAGCUGCUCCUCAGUUUACAGGUCGACCACAACAAAGCAACAACUCGUUCUUUUGCGCUGUCUCCGGAUAUUCCGAGCUAAAACAUGGCUCUUUAAACUCUUGAAGCCGUUGGACCCGAAAAGAAGUCGUGCUUUGCUUUAGCAACGCACCCCCAAGUGCUCUACAUUUUUUCUGCAAGAAUGGAGUUUCAUUAUGCUCACCCAGCCCUGCUCUCUGUGGCCCAUCUGUCAGACCCUGCUUGCUCUCAGCAUAUGCUUGGACUUGGACUGAAUCAAAGCACCAACAGACAAAAUGAUGGCAACAUCAGCUCCUGUUUGGAAGACUCUUCGUGUCUGCCCGGCAGACCCCCUCGCUCUCUCUCACCCACAGGCUAACCACAGCCAAUCACAGGGGUGCAGGGGGGAGGUGUCAGAGGAGAGUCAGCACUUAAUUGGUGAUGGUCUCACUGACUGGAUGACGGAAGAAGUGGAUUUCUCCUCGUACCUCCCAAACCCCCCUUCCCCUCCCUCCUCCACCAAUGCCUCCCUUCCCCCUUCACCCCUUCAGAAUGAUAUCCAGGUGCCCUCUGACUUGGAGGUCAUGACCUCCCUGCUGCAAGAGGAACUUGCCCAACUAGAGGACUACUUCCUGUCUGAGCCAGUGCCGGAGAAAGGGCCGAGGCUGGGAAAAUGUGACAGGGGUCCACUGCCGGCGGGUCCUCAGCCGUUCAGUCAGCUGCCAUACGCAUCAUACUCUACAUCCAACCAAUCGGAAUCCAGCCCACUCCUUGUUACCCUGGCAACCGGAGAACUGGACCUGCUGAGUAUCUGUGGUGGGCCCAUUGGGCGAUCCAAAAUUCCAAGACACGCCCCGUACAGCUGCAGUCGCCCCAGUGGGUGUGGUAGGAAAAGAGUUCCUGAUGGUGUGAGGUUCAGUGAAGGCUAUGAUAACAGUUUGUUGAGUUCCAAAGGAAGCAACUCAGGUAACUCAGCAGUGACCCUGACAGGUAAUUACAGCUGUGUAGAAGACGAGCAGCUGGUGGGAAAAAGCUACUGUCUUGGUAGCGCAGUUGAUGUCCGAAGAUGUGCCACUCUACCCAAAGAAGAGAAAAAUUGCUGUUUCAGUCAAGAUGUUAUAGGUGGUGCAAAGGUUGUUGGUGGAGGAUUUGGCUUUGGCGGAUCACUUGAUGUCCCACACAAGAAAGAGGAUUUGUUGAUGUAUAGCAUGAGGGAGGUCAACGGAAGCACUGGUAACAGCGAGGUGCUCAACAGUAUCAAAACUAGUGUGGAGGUGACAAAAGCCACCGUUUCUUGGAAAUCUGAGAGCAGCGAAGGUUGUUAUCUUCCAACAACGCAGCAGCCUGAGGCCUAUCAUAGCUUCUUAGGCAACAUCAACGAACAGGUCAAAACAGAGAGUCUACAGUUAGGGCAACAUGAUCUACACUGUAAUUUCCUUGAGGAUCAGGGCCCAGAGUGUCUUUUGAUGGCUAGGGAGAGUCUGAACUUGGAGUCCUCAGGGCACAGACAAGCAUGCAGGCUGAAAGAAGACCACUGUGCUGUGAAAUACGAAGUGGACAUCAUUCCAGUCGAAGGCGGAGAACGCAAACAGAAGAAGAGAGAUCAGAACAAAACUGCCGCUCACAGGUACCGCCAGCGAAAAAGGGCGGAGCUUGAUUCUUUGGAGGAGCAAUUGCAUUGCCUUGAAGGGAGGAACCGGGAGCUCCGGGACAAAGCAGAGUCCGUAGAACGUGAAAUCCAGUAUGUUAAAGACCUGCUGAUCGAAGUUUACAAGGCCCGUAGCCAAAGGCUGAAGCAGGACACAACAGCAUAACACCAAGUUCCUGCAAGUACAUUUAAAGCGGGUGUGACAGGGAAAAUGUGGAGCUUUUUUGUGUCUUUAAGAUUGUUCAAAAUUGAAUAUUUAAAAUUUUUUUCAUGGCGGGAGGGGUAAAUGCAUGCUUUGCUGAUGUGAAUUAUUGUUUCCAUUUUAAAUCAACACUAUCCAAUGCUUCCACUGCUUUCGCACUCUAAUCACUUGAGCCUGCACUGUGGCAUUGCAAUGCUUUAAAUGACAAUCAUUUUUAAUAGGUCGCGCUCUGCGUGAAUCUACAAAUUGAAAUAGGGUUAUCGCUGAAGGAGUAAUGUUAUUCAUUAUGCAGGUUUAAGAUUUUUAAUAGCCUUACAUUGGAAUUGAUGUCAGCAAUAGAACUUAAUGUUUUUUCUUUCAAUUUUCAACUUUUAUUUGCAAUUACUGUAUCACCCUCUUCAGUAGCAGAAGUCAAAUAUGUUGUUGGUGUCAACUGCUUCAUUUCAUUUUGAGCACGUCUUUCAAACCAAAUGUUUUUCUAGAAUUAUUUCAUGCCGCCCUCGGACAGCAAAUUACGUUUCAAUGUCGAUUAAUUUAUUAGAAUAUUAGCAUUGUGGUUGAAAAUGUAUUGACUUUUACAAUUGUGGAGAGAACCGCUGACAUACAGAACAGGAAAAAACAUACCCUUAGCAAAAAUAUACCAUUUUUAUCAUUUUAAUAUUGUUACAAUUUUUUUGACAAAGCAUUUGAUUAACUUUAGGUCUAAAUAUUCAGUAGUCAAUGGGAUUUGUACCUUUUUCCCUCCUUUUUUUCUUUGGUGAAGAUCACUCAUCUACAUUUUACCCUGCUUUGUCAGAGAUGUUACUUUGUCUGUUUCAUUUAUUUUUCUGAUAUUUGCAUUAAAUGUGAGAAGUCUGUUCUUUCUAGCAGUGGUUGCAAAUAUUGUCCAAAUUCUGUGACCAAAAGCGAACUAAUUUAAUACUUUAACUGUUUUCAAGGUUGAAACUGACAUUGUAUUGUGUUUGUGACAAUUUGUCAAAUGUUCUUCUCUUGCAUAUUGCAAAUUAUACAAUCUGUUUUGCAGCUCAGGAUAUGCAAUUUAUCCUACAAUCCUACAAAAUGCAAGUAGAUAAUUCAUGGCAGGAGAUUUACAGACUGUACAUGGUAAAGAUUUCACUGACAUACAGGUUUUCCUAAUGUUUUCCAUAUGUACAAAUAUUGUAACUAGUGGAGUUUUAGCAGUCUCCUUCUGCAUGUUUUUCCAUAAAUGUACACUCUCUCUCUCUCUCUCUCUCUCUCUGGAAUAGCAAAUUUAGGAUUUCAGAAAUCGGGGAUCCUUUCUCUAAACUGCUUGUUAAGGCAAUAAGUUUUAUAGGCCUCUGGCUGAUCUGCACUAAUUUGUAACAACUUUUGUAUAUUCAGGGAGUGGAGUGUUAGCCUUUCCUUUGUAGAAAAUUAACUUUAAAAAAAAUCUCAUUAGACUAUUUGUUAAGGCUUUUGCAGUGUUAGCUUUGGUGUAAGAGGAUACUGUUUAAAUUAUUUUCCAGUUCUUAACCACUUAUGUUAAACAUGCCUAUACCGAGGAUAGAUUUUUUUCUAUGCAUAUUUAUUUUAUGACAAUCUCGAAACUGAGCGCUGACUUAUCAACAUUUAUUUAUAUUGUUUAUUUAGUUCUUGGCAAGAAAUUCUUGUCACAUUGUUCGACCCCCCACCCCCCCUGCGGUGUACUAUCAACUCCGAUUGUUGAAACCAAAAAUGUGUAAUGACAGCCUAAUUUAAAAGCACAUUAUAAGGAUUUGUAUCGUCUAGUUCAUUUAACCAACCAUAGAUGCAUAUUUCCUUUGUAUGUCGUCAACUUUUUUUUUUUUUUAAUCUCAAAAUAAAAUGUCAUCA